This is a messenger RNA of Lineus longissimus, 2667 nucleotides long. RefSeq names its product alpha-1A adrenergic receptor-like. Gene Ontology annotation, cellular component: plasma membrane. Bases 132 to 1199 code for a protein of 355 amino acids. Lineage: Eukaryota; Metazoa; Nemertea; Pilidiophora; Heteronemertea; Lineidae. The transcript has a single exon. Gene Ontology annotation, biological process: G protein-coupled receptor signaling pathway. Gene Ontology annotation, molecular function: G protein-coupled receptor activity. The record is from RefSeq and is a predicted model, not a curated record.
GAUACACCAACCCACACAACAGAUAUGUUUACGUCGUCAACGUACUGAUAACACAUAAUGCCCUCCUUGGGCAUGGAUCACUUAGAGUGACGGCAGACCGUGGAUUUCGAUUAUAGGACCACAGAACAAGAAUGGCAAACACGGCUACCUUAUUCCAGAGGGCGAAUGAUCCUCAUUGCUGCGGCAUGUCAUCAAUUUCUUCGAUUUCUUUCGCCCUGCAGACCUACAUCCCUCCCAUCGUUGGUGGAAUAGGUCUGAUUGGGAACGUCCUGACAUUCAUGGUGAUGAAUCUGCACCAUAACCGCCGGAGCGUAAUGUGUUACUAUUUCAAAGUGUUGGCCACAAGCGAUGCGCUUACGCUACUCAGUGGCUUUAUUCUCCGGUACGUUUUCAUUUUGCGGCCGGAAUGGCUCCAGAUUUACGCUGUAGGGCGUAUUUUCUGCAUCUUAUUCUAUUAUUUCAAUUUUUUAUUUUACAAUGUGUCGAUAUGGCAGGUUGCGAUUAUUGCACUUGAUCGGUUCGUGGUGGUGCGUUAUCCUCUCCGUGCGUCAUCCUGGUGCACUAGCAAACGGGCCAAGGUCCUAGUGGCUUGUAACUUACUUUUUCACGGAAUCGCGUACUUUCCAAACCUCUUCAGAACAAGUGAAAAUGUAAGAGUUCCAAAUAUUGGUUCCUGUAUGUUACCAGAGUGGUCAAAAUGGUACGAGUUUGGUCAGGAUGUCAUCAAUACGUCUUUAGACUCCGUCAUCCCAGUGGGAAUUAUAUGUAUCCUGAAUGUCGCGAUAAUAGUCAGUCUAAAACAGCAUACCUCGAUACUGAAGGAUAAGACAGGGCUGAUUCAUUCAAAGUCCGACAGCAAGAAGGAGACCACCAUGACACUGAUGCUGGUCGUCGUGGCAACAACUCUUAUCAUCCUAGUCCUGCCGUACACGGUAGAUUUCCUUCUGUGGUCGUGCUGCAUGUCCGGCUACGAAACCGCGCACCCAGGAUCGAGAGCUUUAAGUUUUGAAAUCAGUUUCACCUUCUGUACCCUCAAUACCUCAAUUAACUUCUUCUUGUACUCGUUCAGCAGCGCUAGCUUUCGCGCUGAUCUCCUCGCCAUUUUCUGCUGUCGGCAGAGGCAGUCAGCCACGUCAUCUGCCCGGAGUCUGACGUCUGGAUCAACCAGUAACUACAGGACGACAACGGCAAAUCGGUAGAAUUUCAUCACCAUCUAGUUGUUUCAACUUUGAUAACAGCGAACGCUUCAUUAAAAAUUAAUACCUAGUCUGCUCUACCUAGUUCUAGCUGAUAUACGUCAACAGAACGUAGUACGGUGUCGUUGGCGUGACAGAUGCCCGAUGUUGGUGUUACACCUUACAAUUGGCGAUAUUUGCAAAACAGUAAUCAAGAUAUCGCCAGUUUAGGGAUAACGCUAAAAUGUUGGUAACGUCGUUGCACCAGCAGGGCUGCGCUGAAAGGAGGCAUCUUCCAAUCAUCAUGCCUCUCGGGCGAGUUGCUGUGUUUGAAUGUUUACCCUAUCUCGAUGUCAAAAGUCUCAUGUUCGUUGUCCACUGAGGCAUAAUACAGUAUAUAUAUGUUACACGAAUGGUAUCACUUCGCGUGCGUGUCACGAACAAUGUUGGUAAGCUACUCCCCGUUCUUGGGAGGAAAAUUUAAAUUACACUGAUGUAGACAGUGUCAAAUACCAGUACCAUUGUCAUUGUUUACUUUCGUCUCUUUUUCACUUUCACAAUGCUUUCACUGCACGGCUGAUAGAGUUGGUGGUAAAGUCUGCUAAAAUUAUUUUAUGUGUCCAGUGAUCUUCCUUCAAGACGUCGCAUGAUCUUUUUUCCAGGACGUAAUUGCUUUAUGUUUGCAAGAGAUUCAUGGCCAUGAUAAUCAUCUUGAUAACAAGCGGCUAAUGUGCAUCAUGUUUGUUUGCCUGGUCUUCAUGAAUUUCAGAAUCGUGAUAUCUACUAGUCAUGUUGACUGCCCAGUCGAAUUUGUAUCCGAAAAGUAAUUUUGUACGCUUAACUUUUUCCUUUGAUACCAGAAAUAAUGUUCAAACUGAGAAAACACCAAGAAGAAACGCAAGAUCCAAUAAUUCAAAACAAGCAAGUGCAUGGCAUUGUGCCAGUGUUGUUCUGAAACUCCUUAUGAUAUUUUGUCAGAGUUCAGGAUCUGAUCACUUAAUCUUAAUCUACAGUUGAUACGUGACUUCAAUCUAACAUGCCUUGUUGGUUGAGCCAAACGGGCUACUGCGAUAGCAAAGGGGAUGAUACGCACAACAAAUAAAAAUUAUCACCGCGAGUCAUGACAAGGCUGCCGACCAGGGAAUAUUUAGGUCUAAUUACCUAGAUAAGUUAAUUGCUUGAUGUUUUAAUUGGUAUAGCAAAGCCUAAAAUAUUUAGCAUUUACUGAAAGCUAAAGAAACUAUAGAAUCAAUGCGCAUCACUGAGAUCUUGACAAAUUGUAUCAAAAUGGUUAUACUAAACCCAAAAUAUUUCCGUUAAGUGUCACAUUUGGCUUGAAAUUACUACUGGUUAUUAUUUUUUACUUAAACUCGGAUAACAAUUCUUCGGUACACUGAAUAUUCAGUGCGGUACACUGAAUAUUCAGUGCAGUACACAGAAUAUUCUGUAGAACCUCUCUAUCAAGACAACCUUGGGAUGCUGUCAAACUCAA